Messenger RNA from Heterostelium album PN500, 600 nucleotides. RefSeq names its product purine phosphoribosyltransferase family protein (gene aprt). Gene Ontology annotation, molecular function: adenine phosphoribosyltransferase activity. Lineage: Eukaryota; Evosea; Eumycetozoa; Acytosteliales; Acytosteliaceae. The record is from RefSeq and is a predicted model, not a curated record. The coding region runs from base 1 to 600 and encodes 199 amino acids. The transcript has a single exon.
AUGGAUGGUUAUGAAAAACUUCAAAGCUGUGCAAAGAAAGCUGUUAUCAAAAGAUCAGUGACAUACCCAGAUUGGCCAAACAAAGGAGUUUCCUUCCUCGAUAUUUCACCGUUGUUCCUUUCAUAUGAGGAUUUCGAUACACUGAUAAACUACUGGCAAUAUAGAUUCCAAGAUGUGCAACUGGUCGUUGGUCUUGAAGCCCGUGGUUUCAUUCUGGCCACUGCCAUUUCACAACGUCUAAAGAUCCCAAUGAUGAUGAUGCGUAAGAAGGGAAAGCUCCCAGGUAAAACACUCUCUGAGUCAUACACCAAGGAGUACGGUAAAGACGAGUUUGAGAUCCAGGAGGACGUCUUCAGACAUCUGUCGCCAGCCACCAAGAGUUGCAAGAAUUUCCACGUACUGAUAGUUGACGAUAUCCUGGCCACCGGUGGAACCUUGUGUGCCUCUAUAGAGUUGGUCAGAAAGCUGUUGAAAGCAAACAGCAUGACCAACGCCAAGAUUUCAACCUCGUUGAUCUCCUCUAUAAAGUGUCUCAAAGGCAAAGAGAAUAUCUAUGAGAAGUACAAUGACGUUUCAAUUGAUGUCAUUCAUGAGAUUUAA